GCUACAGAGUUCCUCAUUUCGAUUUCUCAAAUUUUUCAAACUUCUCCAGACCUUUUGGCUUCGAACAAAAUGACAUCACAGUACAGGGUGGCCGAUUCGAAACGUGAAGAGUUUAGAAAAUAUCUGGAAAAGGCGGGAGUUAUGGAUGCUUUGACCAAAGUUCUUGUGAAUUUAUACGAAGAACCAGAAAAGCCAGCGAAUGCUUUAGACUUCAUGAAGGAACAUCUCCAUGGAGGUCCUCCUGAAACAGCAGAUAUUCAAGCUUUGAAAAAUGAAGUCUCCGACUUAAAACAAAAGGUUGAGCAGCUGACAAUGGAAAACAAUAAUCUGAAACAAAGAUUACAGUCCUAUGAACCACAAGCUGAGGAGAACAAUCCAGGAGAGUAGUUGAAGACAAUUUGUUUGCAUAGGUCACCCUCAGUGUACAGAGAUCCAUCUGCUUUUUUUGUUGUGGAUUUGUAGCUUGCUUCAACUUUUGUAAAAUAGCAACUUUGUCAUUAAAGCGAUAUGUUGUUGAGUG
Messenger RNA from Stylophora pistillata, 520 nucleotides. RefSeq names its product c-Myc-binding protein. Gene Ontology annotation, cellular component: nucleus. Gene Ontology annotation, molecular function: transcription coactivator activity. Lineage: Eukaryota; Metazoa; Cnidaria; Anthozoa; Scleractinia; Pocilloporidae. The record is from RefSeq and is a predicted model, not a curated record. Gene Ontology annotation, biological process: regulation of DNA-templated transcription.